Molecule: messenger RNA, 6111 nt
Organism: Colossoma macropomum (tambaqui)
Lineage: Eukaryota; Metazoa; Chordata; Actinopteri; Characiformes; Serrasalmidae
Product: LUC7 domain-containing protein
Exons: 10
Coding region: 558-1802 (414 amino acids)
Biological process (GO): mRNA splice site recognition
Cellular component (GO): U1 snRNP; U2-type prespliceosome
Molecular function (GO): mRNA binding
Source: RefSeq, a predicted model, not a curated record
CUCUCGGUUCCGCUGCUCUUCCUGCUGGAGCCGAGCGCGGAAAAGAGACGAUAAACAAAAAAAAGAAACACCUGAAAAAUUACAAAAGCGACCAAAACACUGUCUCAAAACAUGGACUAAUGAACGGAGGAUUCGGUUUGAGGAGGGAUUAAAGCCUCGACGGGAAUCAGGAGCGGGAGGAAGCGAGCCCUCCGCGGCUUUCAGACAUUAGAUCUCCGGUUAGCGUUAGCUUAGCUUUAGCUUAGCUUAGCUUAGCUUCGCAUAGCUGCUGCUAGCAAGCAGAGAGAGAGAGAGAGAGAGAAGGGGUGAAAGGGACGAUAGAGAGCUAAGAAAAAGACGAGAAGCGACUCUGAAUGUCAUUUUUGUGGGGUUUAAAGCUAAACAGGACGUUGUUUGUAGCAGAAGCCGCUCGACCCCUGGAGAGCCGUUUCCAGGUAGUUGUUAGGAAAGUUGGCUAACUCCCCAGUCCGGUCGGAGGCCUGCUGGUAUAAAGACACUGCAUGUGUCCGGAGUGUCGAGGAGAUAAACAACCAAAUUAAACCCCAAUAAAGGAGAAGAUGUCGGCCCAGGCGCAAAUGCGAGCCAUGCUGGACCAGCUGAUGGGCACCGGCCGGGACGGAGACACCAUGCGCCAGAGGAUCAAAUUCACAGAUGAAAGAGUGUGUAAAAGUCAUCUACUGGAGUCCUGCCCUCAUGACAUACUGUCAGGAACGCGUAUGGACCUGGGGGAGUGUUUGAAGGUUCACGAUCUCGCUCUGAGGGCAGACUACGAGAUCGCCUCCAAACAUCAGGAAUACUUCUUUGAACUUGACGCUGCAGAGCACUUGCAGUCGUUUAUCGCAGACUGUGACCGAAGGACCGAAAUGGCCAAGAAACGGUUGGCCGAGACACAGGAGGAGAUCAGUGCAGAGGUCGCUGCGAAGGCGGAGCGGGUUCACGAGCUGAACGAGGAGAUAGGAAAGCUGCUGGCUCGAGCGGAGCAGCUGGGCGGAGAGGGAAACGUGGAGGAAGCUCAGCAGCUCCUGGAGAAAGUGGAGAAAACACGAGCCCUCAAAAAAGAGGCUGAGGACAUAUAUAGGAACUCCAUGCCGGCCUCCAGUUUCCAGCAGCAGAAGCUGAGGGUGUGUGAGGUCUGCUCCGCCUAUCUCGGUCUCCACGACAACGACCGUCGCCUCGCCGACCACUUUGGUGGGAAACUGCAUCUGGGCUUCAUCGAGAUCCGGGAGAAGCUGGAGAAACUGAGGAAAGCAGUGACAGAGAAGCAGGAGCGAAUGAGGAUGAGGCGAAGGGAGGAGAGGGACCGAGAGGAGAGAGCGGAGCGAGAGAGGGAGUGGGAGGUGGAGAGAGAGAGGGAACGUGAACGGGAGAGAGAAAGAGAGCGAGAGCGAGAGAGGGAAAGGGAAAGAGAGAGAGACCGCCGAAGGUCGAGAUCUAGAAGUGGGGACAGAUACAGGGACGGAGGGAGCUCCUCUCAUCGCUCUCGGCGGCACCGCUCGUCUCGUUCUCGGGACAGAGAGAGAGAGAGGAAACACAGACACAAAGACCGACACCGCUCUCGUUCGCACUCGCACAGGAGGAAGAAGAAAAGGUCCUCACACACCAGAGAACAGGAGCACUCUGUGUCGCAGGAGCGAUGGAGGGAGUAUCCAGGAGAGGACAGAUGGAGAGACGAUGGACGAAGGGAUGUGGAGAGAGAGCUGGGCCAGAGAGAGCGGUCGCCCCCUUCGUCCCCGGAGACGGGACAGACUGAGGGGAAUAGAGAGAUCCGUCUCGCUGGAGAGAGAGAAUCGCUCCAGCUCUGAGGAGAGAGAGUCGGGAGAGAUAUAGAAUAGAUAGAAAAAGAGUGAGAGAGAGUGAGAGAGAGUUAUACUUUUAAAUGGCUUCCUGCCCGUGUUCUUCGUUUCUGUGUAUUUAGCUGAUCUGUCAGUCUCUGGAUGGGCUGAACCAACAAAACAGCAUCAACUGCCAAUUAACAGUGUAUGCCGGUCCUGUCCAGGCUCCGCCCACAAAUGCAUUCUUUCGUAGCAACUGUUCCCAGGUUGGACAAGCUUUCCAGAACGUUGAGAAAUUCCCAUUCAACCUCGUGAGAAACUGUGGCGCACGUUUUUGUGUCGCUGCAUAAAGACACAACAGUGGGUGCGUUUACAUGCACGUAAUAAUCUGAUAACUGCAGAAAAUCAGAUUUUGUCAGUAAUCCGACCAACAUGCACUUGAGUAAUCAGAUAAUGGGGAAAACUUCAGGUCUACAUGAGUCAGACAGUAAUCAAAUUUCUGCUUUGCAACCAGCCAAUAAACUCACAGAGGAAGACGUGACGUAAACGUAAUGUAAAACUCAAACUUGAUGCUGCGGCUUUUACAUUGUGUCACUUUACCUGAAAAUAUGAACGUACAUCAUCUAGAACAUAAAGAAUAUAUCCUUAAUUUUAUCGAGCAUAUAGUUGUUUUCAGCGUUGCUCCAAAAGUGUUUUGCUGCCAUCUGGUGGAAACGCUGCUCACUUAUUUCUGGUCUGUUUUCAUACAUGCACAGACUGAGAAAUCUGAAAGAAAUCAGAGCAAGAGUUUACAUGCACUGAGGGAUCUGAUUACUGAGCUAAAAUCCAGCUCUCUAUAUCAGAUUUCUUUUAGAUUACUAGAUCGGAGUUUGGUGUUUUCACGACCACUUGAAUAUUCAGAUCACGGCAGAAAUCUGAUUGUGAUUGGAUUAUUGAGUGCAUGUAAACACACCCAGUGUGACAUUCUGACACCAUUUUUCACAUCAAAAUUGACCCUUUUUUUAAAUUUGUUCAUUCGGUUCUCCUUUUUUUUUUUUUUUUGCAGAAAAACCCAAACGAACAGGCAGAAUGUUUUCCAGUGACAAAAUAGGAAAGGUUGACAUUGGUCUCCUUUCCAUUUCGCAGCUUCAUUCAGGAGCUGAAGUUCAUGAGCUCAGAUUUCUUGGGUCUCUGUAACUCAGUUUGAGCUGCUUUUCGGAUAUCCAGCUCCACGUAUCACGAAGCAGAAGAUAAACUAAACCUUUUAAUGUUUGUCAGAAAGUACUGGUUGCUGGGACACAGCUGGUCCAUCAUCGUGAUUGGUGUCAUGCUGGCAUCAGAGAUGACAGUGAUUGGUGAAGUGAGCUCAUGUCGCCUGUGAUAUUUAACAAAAAUUGCGAUAGUGGGUGAAGAAAAUACCACUGUUUUGAACGUCCAGAAAAUAUUGAUAGGUGUACAUAUGAUCAGUUAUACGUGUCCAAAUUAAUUUGACAUUGGCGUGAUCAUUGUGUAAAGGCCUUAACCUAGCAACAGUUGCUACAAAAGAAUGCGUUUGUUGUCCAUAGAUUGGAUGAAUCAAAUGAAUUGAAUGUUCUCAGCCAGUAUGAAGUCUGUUAAGUCUAGUUUUAGACUCAUUUGCAAUGGUGUUUCGCCACCAAGCACGUUUAAAGCUGAGGCUAAAGAUUAGUCUGGCUCAGGGAAAGCUGUCCUGUAGGUUUCGGACUGACAGAUACGUCUGAUUUCUUUGAAUUUUACCACAUACACUGCCAGUUUCUAAAACAUGGAGGAAGUUUAGGUUUAGACUGAAUUGCAAUGCGGAGGGUGAUUUGACGUUGAAUUUUUUUUACAGUCUAUGUUUAGGCCUAAUGAGGCUCCAGGAAACUGGCCCACAGUUCGACAGAUAAAUCUAAUGUUUCUCAAUUUGAUUAUUUGUAUCUCCAGUUGAAGUUUAUUAAGUUGAGUCAUAGACUAAAUUCCAUUGCCUGUAGCGAUUCACAAUUGAAAAUCCAGACUUAGGCCUAAUCUGUGUUGGAGAAACUGGUCCAUUCCUGGCAGAUAGAUCUGAUUAUUCUGCCUUCACAUAUCUACAGUUCUAAUGUUUACAGUGAAAGAAGAUCCCAUCCAAUCUGAGGUUUUCAGUGUAAGCUUGGACCAUAUUCUCUUAGUGAUCUAGUUAAAAAAAAAAAAUACAUACCUCAACAGAGUCCUUUCUAAUCCAGACCCUUGUUUCCUUUAGCCUGCCAAAACUGGUCAGAUGUAGUAAACAUAUCAUUGCGGUCCCAUCCAAAUCUGUUUUGUUUUUGUCGUUUACAUCAUUCGAAUGGUCCAAAAUUACCAUUUCUUUAAAGUACAUUACAGUAAAGGACAUUUUUACUUUUUCUAUAACAUUACCAUGUUGAAGUUUUGUCACCACGGGUCAGUUAAGGUGUUAGGCAUUGGGACAGGACUGAGUAUUUAAAGAAGUGGUUCACCAACAAUAUAUAUAUAUAUUUUUUUACCCUUACCCCAAAUGUGGUCAUUUGGCCAGGACAUGUUGUCUCAAGUUUGCUUCUGGAGCUGUGAGGCUAAUGUAGCUAACGAGUAAUGAGUGUCAGUCUUUUUGGGUGACCUGUUUCAUCACCCUCAUUACCACUAAGGAAGCAAACUUCAGACACCAAACUUGUCCUGGUCAGACGACUUUUGCUUGGUGGGGAGAAUUGUGGAAUUUCAAUUCAAUUAUCAUACAAUUAUCAUGAUAAUAACUGCUCCUUUAACAUUUUGCCCAUCUGGCGAGUCAUAAAUCAGUGGACGCAUGUUGAAUAUGGAAAGGAAGCUAGUCAAAAGUUGAAGUGCGUGUGAAUGAGAGGUUAAGAUAGGAACAGUCGGUGAAACAGUGGGCGCCUCAAAGCGGCAGUUCUCGAGCAUCUUGAAACGGAGGAAGCCAACCAAAGGAGUCGGACAUGUCCAUCCCGUUUCACUUCAAGUUACAGCGAGUUACUAGAGGAAUAAAGCAUCUUGAGAGAGGCGGAGCUACCACCGAAGCUGUGUAUUUUCUUUCAAAACAACCCAGUGGUGGAUUUUUUUUUUUCUCCUUUUUGUUAUUGUUAUUGAACAUUGACUAUUGAUCAUCACUGUUGAUGAUGUUUAUGCAGCUACUCUGAGGCCGGGUUCAUUGGUUAGCGAGCUGACCGGUUCGUUUAUAAGGAGGAGCCUCUUAUUUUUAGGUGUCACCUUAAUUGUGAGUGCCUCCUUAAAGGAAUAGUUCGCUGGGUGACGGUAAAGGGCAAUUCCACCAAUAUUAUAAAAUUUGAUAUUGAGUUGUUGGGAUGUAAAGUAAAGAGUGGUUUGGUGUGAAAUGGUUCACUGUAGAGAAACUUACAGAUUUCUUUACAGUGGUGGUGAUAGGAACCAGGAGUCAUGAUGUCUACAACACAGAUAUAGUGAUUUUAUUUACUAUCCAAAUCCACCAGUGAACCUACACAGGUCUUCUGAGUGUUUAUAUGUAAUGUUGAUGAUGAUAAAAUAGUGAUAAAUGUGAAAAAAUAAGUUUUCCUUUGGGACUAUUUUGUCUUACAGUGCCCUUCAUGUAUCCCUCCACCAUGAAGGUAUUUUAAAAACACAGAUUAGGUUGGAGGUUUAUUGUAGAACUGUCAUAAAACAGUGUCUGACCUCAGGCAGUGCAUUCAUAACCAUUUCAUGUAAUAAUGUUCUGUGAAGGAGCAUUAAACUCUUCAGACGUCUGGUUCCUAUCACCACCAUUGUAACCAAUUCUGACUCUAGAACAGAGCAUUUCACACCAAAUUUGUUUACAUCUUAAUCAUUUAAUCUUAAAUUUUGGAAAGUUGGUGGAAUUCCCCUUGAAAAGCAUUGCUAAUAGAAUAAACAUGUAGAGGGCAGAACAUUUUUUGGCCUAAUUUACUCUUAAAAUAAGACAAAAUGAGUACAAACCAGUCAGGAACUAGGCAGUCAUCACUCUCAUGUAAUGAGUGAUGCUGUUGAUAAAUGUGGAUAUAAUUUCCCUUUCUGUUCGCUCGUUAACUGUGUGGUUCCGGUUUCAUAGUACACAUCCAGUAUGGUUUAGUUUGAAAGCUGAAAAACUUGAGUUUAUGAAUUCAUUGCUAUGUACACAAAAGACUCGAGCAGCGAUUUACUGUGAAUGCAAAAGAGACGACGCCACUUCCUUCCAGGCAUAUUUGUACAUUUGGUUACAUCGCAAGCCAACUAUUUCUCUUCUUGUUAACGUGUGCAGAACUUUUCAAAACUUCUUUUUUCUUUUCCUUUUAAUUUGCUGUGUUAGCAGGUUCUCAUCUGAAGAAAUCUGAUCCUUCCUGUCAAAUACUAUAAAAUUUAAUAAACCAGUCUGAAAAGUCCAUGUUAAAAA